AUGACUAUCACCACGUCGAGCUUACGAGCACAUCUACUACAAUCGCUCUCUACCCUUCCGAACCGACAUGAUCUCGGCCUGACAAUCCUAGUUUCGAAACCUAAGAAGACCGCCUCUAUCUUCCCUCACACCCCCAUUCCUCCGAAAUGCCUUCAACAGGACUUUCUCAUAGUGCUUUCAUCCGACCUUCCUUCUAAUGCCAAUAUCAAACCUCGAGAUCAAGGUAGUACCGAUGCACCAUCAUCGUCAACAUCCACGAACCUCCCUGAGCAAGACGAAUCACCCAAGAAAGUAUCAGUAUCUGCCAUCUCAGCCAACCUAUAUACAUUCCCUUCCUCUUCCUCUAGGGCAAGUUCGAUCCUGUACGUUUCUAAAGUCGAUUCAUCCGGAUACUCCCCAUCCGUUCUCCCACUUACCCGACUACUCAUCGCUUCAUUCUUCAACUUCUUUCUUCUAAACGUACAGAACGUACGGAUUCAGCUAUUUGCUAGAUCGCAAAACCAAUAUUUAUUUGCCAACUCGUCUCAAGGUGGUGGUAAGAAGGUCCUGUCUGGAGCGGGUCUAUGUAAAUGGUGGAAAAACGUUUAUGAAGAAAGUGUCAUAAGCUAUAUCUCAUCCAUCUCCAAAGAUCCAAAUCAGAAAAGGGAACGAGAAGGGGGGGAAAUAAAGUUGAAUUAUCUCUUACCGGGUUACGAAGAAGUGGAAUCUUUGAAUUUGUUAGGUAAAGGAAAAGACCUGCCGGAAGGAUUGAAAUGGGAAUAUAAACCACCUUUCGAUGAUCCCAUCACAUCUACUGGCAAUGCCAAUACCAAUAACACCACCAGAUUAAGAAAUUUGCCGAUAUCGUUGGCAACGUUGAUACCUUCUUUACCUGAUGAUCCCAAGACUAGAUUCUUAGAAGAAUUAGUUAUAGAUACCUUUCAACAAAAUCCUAAUCCACUCAAGUCACGUCAACAGACACAACAGAAGGAAGGAGCAUCUUCUUCGAGUUCAGCGAGUACUAGUACGAGUCCCAAAAAGAGUAAGAAGGAGAUUGAGCUGGAAGAAGAGUUGAAUCAGAGGCAAUCAUCUCAUAUAGCUUUGAGUAAAAUUGAUAAGAAUGAGUUUUGGGAAAGGAUUGGAUUUAGACAGGAAUGCGCGGGGGACGUUACUGGAUUUUUCACUCUAGAAACGACUGGGGAAGACAACAUCAAUGGUGUUGUUGAAUCAAAGACAGGCACCAGCAAAGUCGAAACCAAAGAAGACACGAAUGAACAACACUCAACGACUGGUUCUUCUAUACCACCCACGGUGACUGACGUUGUCGAUCCGAUAACUUCCCUGGAUCCGGAGAGUGAGAAAGUAUCGGUUGAUCAACCUAAAGACAUACCCAUUUCGUCAAACUCGACCUCAAACUCAGCCCUCCCUUUCAAAUCUACAGAUCGACCUGAACCGGUCUCGAAAGAACCCCUACUUCGGAUCGAAAUCAUCAACAGACUUCUCACAGCUCUCACUAAUUUAGAUUUCGCCAAUCUCACAUUGGCGAUUGAAGGAAGUGAAAUAUGGUUAAAGCAAGUCAAUUCGAUUGUCAAAGGUGAGAUUGGUGAGAAAAGCAGUGAGGGCUGUUCUGGAGUUAUACCGAGGAAAAUGAAUUUGCCUGAUUCAGGAGAAGGAGCAGGAGCAGGAUUGGUCAGGAAAGAGAGACAAGAAGAAAAGGUUACGAUGCUGAUGCCAAGGAAGAAGAAGAAGAUUUGA
Molecule: messenger RNA, 1734 nt
Organism: Kwoniella mangroviensis CBS 8507
Lineage: Eukaryota; Fungi; Basidiomycota; Tremellomycetes; Tremellales; Cryptococcaceae
Exons: 2
Coding region: 1-1734 (577 amino acids)
Biological process (GO): DNA replication-dependent chromatin disassembly; regulation of DNA-templated transcription; DNA damage response
Cellular component (GO): nucleus
Molecular function (GO): histone H3K56 acetyltransferase activity
Source: RefSeq, a predicted model, not a curated record